GGAUAUAAUCUCAAAAGAAACCUGCCCAGCUGAUGAGUUCCAAACCUUUAUGUAAUGCAGUUGUGCAAGAUGAUUUUUGGAAUCAGCACACACACAACUGAUCUGGACUUAGUGUAUAUCAGAACAGUUAAAGAGUGAAUUCACUUACCUGGCUGAUCAACCUGUGGACAGCAGAUACCCAGAGUUGAUUCAGUUGAUUUCUGUACUUCAAGGAAUUUCCUAAACCAAACAUGUUGGGAGUUUGUUCCAUGCAUUCUGACCUGCAGCUCCCCUCUUGUCCCCUGGGCUCCGCUUCAGUGCUUAAUUAAUGCAGAUUUUUGAGAGGUGUGUUCAAGGCUUUCAUUUCUCUGGUACUGGGGAUAAUAUUUUGGCUUCAGCUGUGGUAGGCAACUGAUCAUAACAGCAAAUACAGCUGUUGCUAAUUAAAUGAAUCUGUUAACCUUUAUUCCAUAGGAUAAUUGCCUGUCUGUGUGUUUCUUCCUGUCAUCUGUGUGUAUGAUAAAUGUCCUUUUACCAGCUAUAACAGGAGAUUAGUUCAACGUUAAUGUUUUCCUUCACGUGAUGCUUGCUGAAACAAAAUCCUUUUCUGCUUUGGAAAGCCAUGGAUGUGUCAUGGAAAUGGUAUUGAGGAAAUUAAAUUUGUCAGAUAAUGUUUAUGUUCACUUCAUUGCAAAACGUAAACCAUCACAGUUCCCUGGGAUGUAGGGAGGGGGUAGGUCCCCUGAGGGAAGUCUUUCUACUGGGACAGAAUUGAUAGUUAAAACAAAGGGGGGGGAGGGAGGGAGGGAGAAACACACCUGAGAGAAACCCCCAAACUUCCUUGCAUUCUACAGGUCUGAAAAGCCUGUGUAGAAGAGGCUGGAAAUGCUGGAGCAUGGAACACAAGGGUUAACUUUAAUUCCAGUUGCUCAGGAGUUAAUUUCUGGUUCUUGCUCAGAGCUGCACACUCUUUUUUAAACAUUUUUUUUCAUGUUGAUGGAAAAUCAGAUAAGUUAACGUGAGAGUAAGGGGACUGGGAUUGCUGGUGUUUCAUAACAUCCCACAAUCAUCCCAUUUGUCACUAAGGGGAGAUAAGCAAAGUGGGAGAGGUAUGGUUCAAGUUCAAGGAAAGAUCUGCUUCUAAGUAAAUGUGGGGGUUGCAGCACUUGCCUUUUUGCACUCAGAUUAUUCCCUAUGGCUGCUGUUAAUCUGCUGGCUUGGCUGAAGAUCCCAUGCCUACAAAGUAGGGGGCAAAUACCCAUCAAUCCUUCCUGCAGCUGCCCCCGUGGCACAGCCGGGCGCUGAAAUACGAUUCCAGACGGUAGGUAAGGAAACCUGAGUGGGGCCUGGCCCAGCUCUCCUGCUGCAAUAGAAAUAAACCUAGAAGGGAUUUUUUUUGUUGUUGUUCUUGCAGAGGAAGACUUAAACAUAACACGUGUUGUCUGAUGCACAUGGAGGAUGUGCUUCUAAUGCACUUGACAUCUCAAAUUGGAAGUAAAAGCUGUCAUAUUCACACGGAGCACUCUGAUCUCAGCUGCCAGUUGUUGGAUAAAGGCUAAAGCUGAUAGUUUGGCCUUUUACAACCCGUUUUUUGAAGGUUGGGUUGGGUGGCCGCUAGAGGACACUCUGCCCAAAAUCAUGGGUCGGGUCCACAGGGGGAGCAGAUGAGUUCAGCAAACUUGCUUAGAUUUCCAAGUGAUGUCCAGGCAAACAAACAGCAGAUUGCCUGAGGACUAGAGGCAGAAAGCCUGCAGUAUAAUGCUCUUUUAUAGCUGGAAAAAAAGUAGUGAUUUUACCUUCUAUGACAUGAAAUUUUAGGUGAAAGCCCAAACCCAAGCACUCCCCAAAUGCUCAAGUGACAGAGAAUCUGAAGGGAGAAAUGAACCAGGAAGGUAUAAAUAUCACUGUUAAGUACUCCUCUGUCACAUUAAUUAUUUUUUAGAUUACAGUCUAAAGCAGAUGUGUAGGUUCAUGGGAAACCUUCAUUUGAUCGUCCAGGUAAUGUGGAUUCAUACUGUGUUUGUACUUCCUCAAGUACCUUUAUAUCCUAAUGUGUGUUAGUGCCUCCUUCAUGCUAAACCCACACAUUUAGGACCUUGUGUAGUAAUAACUGCAAACCUAAAGACAAGCUGGUUUCAGUCCAAGCUUCUUUACAAAGGUGAUUAAUUCAAAUAGGAACAAAUCCUGCCUUUUGUGUCUCAAUUUUAUCAUUCACUGGGAGAAACAAACAGAGGACUUAAAUUUCCUACAGUUCAAACUCGGUUGAUUUCACUGUUUCUUUCCCUUUUCACCCCUCAGUUGCCUUUAAUGUCUCCAAAAUCCUGACAUUUUUCCAAAUGGCAUCCUUAUAGAAAGAAAUUGUAUUUGGCAAAAGGUCUUUGAAAUGAAUCAGCUUUUACUCUGUGUAAGAAACUUUAGAGAUUGCAGGAUGGGGAUUUGUCUUUAUUUGCAGGUUAUUUAUCUCUGUGAGUGAUCUCCCUUUUAAAAUCACUUAUCUGUAGCAUUCCACGCUCCCAUCAACGGUUGGAAACGUAUUUUUGCUGGGUGUUGUAACUCCAUGUAAUAAGAGACAGCCUCUAUCCUAAAAGUCUUAGUGCCCAACACAUUUGACAGGCUGUUGGAUAAGACACUCUCCUUAGUUUUCAGAGUGUGCUAAGGCAAAAAAUUUGACAUAAAAACCUUGACCCUGGAUCUUUUGCAUCCCAGCUCAGCCCUGGAAGCACGGGAUCAUUUUUUGGUCGUUGUCCAUGAAGGUGCAUUCUGCUGUCAGACAAAUGCCCCAGGAGGAGGUGAGGAGUUAACUUGCUGUUCGAAAGAAGCAGCAAGGAGAAAAUAAAUCAAAAUUAAGAGUUUAUAUUUCAGCGCCACAAUUAAAGAGGGGUGGGGACAGUCUGAUCUUCAGUGAUGUACAUAAUGGCAGAGGGGGUGGGCGGUUGGACUGUCAAACUGCCUUAAUUUAAUUGCAAACACAUGCUGAUGAGUCCCCUCCUCCUGGACCUCAGGGCUGGGAAACUUUUUUUUUUUUUUGUCAGCUCCCUGCAGUUCAGAAUUGAGGCAAAUGCACUCCAGCAAACACCAUGCUCAUCAAACCUUCAGCUCUUGGAGGCUUUUUGUGUUUUCUCCUCUUGCCUGGUUUCUCCUGCUCCUGCCCCAGUCGCUGCCUGUGCUUCAGGACCACGGUGCGAUGCAUGCAUCUGAUGUUGGAAACCAUCCCCGAGAUCCCGCCCCAGACAAACAUUCUAGAUUUACGCUUCAACCACAUCAAGGAGAUACAACCUGGAGCCUUCAGGAGACUGAAGAACCUCAACACACUGCUGCUGAACAAUAAUCAGAUAAAACAAAUCGUGAGAAGAUCCUUUGAAGAUCUGGAGAACCUGAAAUACCUCUACCUUUAUAAAAACGAAAUUCAGAGCAUCCAGCAACAUGCCUUCCAUGGGCUCCAUUCCCUGGAACAGCUGUACUUGCAUUUCAACAACCUGGAAAGUCUGGAGCUGGAGACUUUUAGUGACCUGCCUAAACUUGAAAGGCUAUUCUUGCACAACAACAAGAUUUCCAAGAUUCAUCCAGGGACAUUCUCUCAACUGGAAUCCCUCAAACGGCUGCGGCUGGACUCCAACGCCUUGUUUUGUGACUGUGACUUGAUGUGGUUGGCUGAGCUGCUGAAGAAAUACGCCGAGCAGGGCAGCAUCCAGACAGCUGCCACCUGUGAGGCUCCUCGGGACCUGCACGGCCGCUCCAUCGUCACCUUGACCGCCCAGGAGUUCAACUGCGAGAGGCCUCGAAUAACCUCAGAACCCCACGAUGUCGACGUCCUCUUGGGAAACACAGUUUAUUUCACCUGCAGGGCAGAAGGAAAUCCAAAGCCUGCGAUUAUUUGGCUGCACAACAAUAAUAAGAUUGACAUGAAAGAUGACAACCGCCUGAACCUGUUGCAAGAUGGUACCUUGAUGAUCCAGAAUACCAAGGAGUCGGAUAAAGGCGUCUACCAGUGCAUGGCCAAGAACAUAGCUGGGGAGGUCAAGACACAAGAAGUUGUGCUGCGCUAUUUUGGUACCCCAUCAAAGCCCACUUUUGUGAUCCAGCCUCAGAACACUGAAGUGCUGAUUGGAGAAAGCGUCACCUUGGAGUGUGGAGUCUCUGGGCACCCCCACCCUCGCAUCAGCUGGACCCUUGGCACAGGCUCUCCUUUGCCACAGGAUUCCCGUUUCACUAUCACCAGCUCUGGAGGACUCUUCAUUCAGAACGUCACCUUCUCAGACCAGGGGCAGUACAACUGCAAUGCCACCAACUCCGAGGGCUCCAUCCAGGCGACAGCAAGGAUCAUCGUGCAAGAUUCUCCCAGGUUUCUCGUCAUUCCUACUGAUCAGACAGUAACUGAGGGACAAAGCGUGGAUUUCCCCUGCUCUGCUGAGGGUCACCCUCCACCUGUGAUUACCUGGACAAGGGCAGGUGGGCCUUUGCCAAACGACCGGCGGCACAGCAUCCUCUCCACGGGCACCCUGCGGGUGCUGAGGGUGGCUCUGCACGACCAGGGGCAGUUCGAGUGCCACGCCAUCAGUGCCAUCGGGGUCAGGACCCUCCCGGUGCAGCUCUCGGUCACCCCACGAGUGAUACCCGUGUUCCUUCAGCCCCCCCAAGAUGUGGUGGCAGAGACAGGCCAGGAUGUUGCCAUUACCUGCGCUGCCCAGGGAGACCCACGGCCCACCAUAACCUGGGUCAAGGAGGGUAUCCAGAUCACAGAGAGUGGCAAGUUCCAUAUUGGCCAAGAUGGGACCCUUUCCAUUCAGGAUCUUGGCGUGGCUGACCAGGGCAGAUACGAGUGCAUAGCAAGGAACCCCUUUGGCUUCACCUCCAGUGCCAUGCAGCUCACCAUCACUGCCACGGACGUCGGUCGGAGUGGUGACACGUUUGUAGCCACGUCGCUGCGGGAGGCCAUCAGCAGCGUGGACCACGCCAUCAACUCCACACGCACCGAGCUCUUCAGCAAACGUCCCAAGACACCCAAUGACCUCCUGGCUCUCUUCCGCUACCCCCGGGACCCCUACACCAUCGAGACAGCCAGGGCAGGGGAGAUCUUUGAAAGGACCUUGCAGCUGAUUCAGGAACACGUGCAGCAAGGGCUCAUUGUGGAUAUGAACGUCACAGGCUACCGCUACAAUGACCUGGUGUCCCCUCACUACCUGAACAUGAUUGCCAACCUGUCAGGCUGCUCUGCCCACCGUCGCACGCCGAACUGCUCCGACAUCUGCUUCCACAAGAAGUACAGGACCCACGACGGCUCUUGCAACAACCUCCAGCACCCAAUGUGGGGUGCGUCUCUCACAGCCUUCCAGAGGCUCCUCAAACCCGCCUACCAGAAUGGAUUUAACCUCCCCCGAGGGUUUUCCUUGGCAGAAGAUGCCAGGGAUCUGCCCCUUCCUCUACCUCGCCUCGUCUCCACUGCCAUGAUCGGGACUGAGACCAUCACCCCCGAUGACCAGUUCACACACAUGCUCAUGCAGUGGGGCCAGUUUCUGGACCACGACAUGGACCAGACGGUGGCAGCCAUCAGCAUGUCCCGCUUCUCGGACGGAGCACCUUGCAGUGAGGUGUGCAGCAAUGACCCGCCGUGCUUCUCCGUCAUGGUCCCCGCCAACGACCCCCGCGUGAGGAACGGGCGCUGCAUGUUCUUCGUGCGCUCGAGCCCGGUGUGUGGCAGCGGGAUGACCUCCCUGCUGAUGAACUCUGUCUAUGCCAGAGAGCAGAUCAACCACUUGACGUCUUACAUCGAUGCCUCCAACGUUUACGGCAGCACGGAGCAGGAGUCGCGGGAGCUGCGGGAUCUGAGCAGCCAGAGCGGGCUGCUGAAGCGUGGGCAGGUUGUGCCAAGCUCGGGGAAGCAUCUCCUUCCCUUUGCUGUGGGGCCACCCACGGAAUGCAUGAGAGAUGAGAACGAGAGCCCCGUGCCGUGCUUCCUGGCAGGAGACCACCGUGCCAACGAGCAGCUGGGUCUCACGGCCAUGCACACGCUGUGGUUCAGGGAGCACAACCGCAUCGCCACGGAGCUGGCCGCCCUCAAUCCCCACUGGGACGGGGACCUCCUGUACCACGAGGCACGGAAGAUUGUGGGUGCCCAGAUGCAGCACAUCACCUAUGCCCAGUGGCUGCCCAAGGUCCUUGGGGAGGCUGGGAUGAAGAUGCUGGGUGAGUACAAAGGCUACAACCCCAAUGUCAAUGCGGGGAUUCUCAACGCCUUUGCCACCGCUGCCUUCCGCUUCGGGCACACCUUGAUCAACCCCAUCCUGUACCGGCUGAACGAAACCUUCCAGCCCAUCCAACAAGGCCACAUCCCCCUGCACAAGGCCUUCUUCUCCCCUUUCAGGAUCACGCAGGAGGGGGGGAUUGACCCCCUCCUCCGUGGGCUGUUUGGGGUUCCUGGGAAAAUGCGGGUCCCCUCUGAACUCCUCAACAUGGAGCUGACGGAGAAACUCUUCUCCAUGGCACACUCUGUCUCCCUGGACUUGGCUGCUAUCAACAUCCAGAGAGGGCGAGACCACGGCAUCCCACCCUACAACGACUUCAGGGUCUUCUGCAACCUUUCAUCUGCACAGGAAUUUGAGGACCUCCGAAAUGAGAUAAAGAACUUGGAGAUCAGAGAAAAGCUCAGGAGUUUAUAUGGAACUGCCAAAAAUAUUGACCUGUUUCCAGCGCUGAUGGUGGAGGAUCUUGUCCCUGGGACCAGAGUUGGACCAACACUGAUGUGCCUGUUAACAACGCAGUUCAGAAGGCUGAGGGAUGGAGACAGAUUUUGGUAUGAGAAUCCCGGAGUCUUCACGCCGGCGCAGCUGACUCAGAUCAGACAGACAUCCCUUGCUCGUGUCAUCUGUGACAACAGUGACCACAUCCAGCAGCUGCAGAGGGAUGUCUUCCGGGUGGCAUCGUACCUGCAGGGCAUGGUCAGCUGUGAGGAGAUCCCUGCCGUGGACCUCCGCUUGUGGCAGGACUGUUGUGAGGACUGCCAGACACGAGGGCAAUUCAGAGCUCUUUCUCAGCGGUUCCGAAGGAAGAGGUCUCCUGGCUUCAGCUACCCAGAGGAAAACCCUGCCAAGCACAAGCCUACCUUCCCCAGAAACGAGGUGCCUUCCCCAAGCCCUUCCUCCAGAGAGAACCUCGAGUCCCUUGUGGCUGAACUGGAGAAGACAGUUGCUUCCCUACGGAAACAGGUGAACGCACUAGAGAGCCAGCUGAGGUGGCAGCACAGGAACACCAGCACACAGGGACAGGUCAAGAAAACUGGAGACAAAAGGAGAAAAAGAUGACCAUGUUGCCUCUUUGAAUAAGGUGCCCUGUGACCUGCACUCCUGCUCUCCACCAACCACUCCAACCCACUCCUAUAGGGCUCAGAAAGCCACCACAAGACCCCACGAAGCUCUGCCUCCUCUCACACCUCCUGUGCCACUCCCCAUCCCAGGACCACUGUACUUUUGCCUGUAUUGAACCCUCUGCACUGACUGUCCACGAGCCCCUCAGCCCCUGGAUCCUUCCUGCCUUUGCCAGCCUCCUGGGGAUGGGCUCUGCCCUGGAUAGUGACAGCCCAGAGUCUGCCAAGAUGCCUCUUUCUUCCACAGCCCCCAGGGGAAUGGAGACUAAUUGAAGUUGCUUUAGUGCCCCUUUUCUGCUCCUCUUCCCACGCACCACUGUCGUCACCCACCACAUGUCUGAAAAUUCCUAUGGGCACCCAACUGAACCAAUUUAUUAAGAGGCAAAACCUUCCUCAAACACACUGUGGUGUCAGGAAACUUCUGGAGAAAUCAGGAAAAAAGAAAAGAUAAAUAAACAGGAAGCCCAAACCCCCAUCCAUCUUCUGAUGCCAUCAGAAAGACCAAGUGGAACCUCAGGACUGGGUUUGGACUGGGCUUGCAGUCCCUGCCAGCGGUGAGGAAGUGACCCAAAGCCCAGGGAAGUCUUCUGGAUGGUUGGAUGCUUCAUGACAGGGUGCCAGGCAUGGUGUGGCUGCCCACAAUCACCCUCUGUGCUUUGCCAGUCAUUGGUGACAAGUGGCACAUCCUUGGUUACGUGACCCCUCGAGUGACCUACUGUUACAUGUCCAAUGUCCAAAAGCAUUUUCCUCAGCAUGACCUGCAUUCCCCAGCUCUCUGCCCCUUUCAGAGUUUAAUUGGAAUUAUGCUUCUCUUCCUUUUUUUUCCUUCCCAAAAGGCUCUUUGCUGGAAGAUGUAUUUCAAGUGUAAACGUAACAGGACCUGGAACAGAACCUCAGCUAAUUAGAUGUAAUGGGCGCUCUCAUUAGUGGAGGGGAGCUGCUGGUUUCUGUCAAUUAGGCUGGCAGGACACGCUGUAGUGUUUGACACAUGGGUGAAUGCAAAGUGCUGUUUGUGUUUAUGGCUCCCAGGUGCUCUGCAACCAAACCAGGACUGUGCAGCCAGAUCUACAGCACACGUCUUCUGGUUUCAUUGCUCUUUGGAGGUGCUUUUUAGUGGUGCUAGAACUCAAGUCCCUGUGUAUCCACCACAGCCCCAAAUCUGUGGACAGAUUGGUUUUUAAUACCUCCUUGUAAGCUGGUCACAGGGACUUGAAGAUAAAAUACUUGAUCCAUCAGAUAUCUGUGCCUUCCUUAUCUUUCUCACUUUUCCUGUGUCCUCCCACCUGCCUUCCCACAGCACGAGGACCAGAAACUUCUAUGAACGUACUUUUUCUUCUUUAUUUUUUUUUUAAUUUUAUUUUUAGGUGUUUUAUAGUACCAAAGGGGAUUUAAAGCAGCAGGAAUGCUCCUGGAACUUAAGGGGAAAAUAAAAAGAAGAUA
Pseudopipra pipra is the source of this 8779-nucleotide messenger RNA. RefSeq names its product peroxidasin homolog. Gene Ontology annotation, molecular function: peroxidase activity; heme binding; protein binding. Bases 3057 to 7277 code for a protein of 1406 amino acids. NCBI's taxonomy places the organism in Eukaryota, Metazoa, Chordata, Aves, Passeriformes, Pipridae. Gene Ontology annotation, biological process: response to oxidative stress. The record is from RefSeq and is a predicted model, not a curated record. The transcript is spliced from 23 exons.